This is a messenger RNA of Jaculus jaculus (lesser Egyptian jerboa), 2113 nucleotides long. RefSeq names its product malonyl-CoA decarboxylase (gene Mlycd). Lineage: Eukaryota; Metazoa; Chordata; Mammalia; Rodentia; Dipodidae. The record is from RefSeq and is a predicted model, not a curated record. Bases 18 to 1520 code for a protein of 500 amino acids. Gene Ontology annotation, cellular component: peroxisomal matrix; mitochondrial matrix. Gene Ontology annotation, molecular function: malonyl-CoA decarboxylase activity. The transcript has 5 exons. Gene Ontology annotation, biological process: malonyl-CoA catabolic process; acetyl-CoA biosynthetic process; positive regulation of fatty acid oxidation.
GCUGUUCCCCCGGUGCCAUGCGAGGCUUCGGGCCAGGUCUGACGGCGCGGUGUCUAUUCCCGCUGCGGUUUCCUCCGCGGCCGGUGCGGCCGCCCGGGCCCCGACUCUCGAGCGGGCCUGUGGCGGCGGCGACGGCGGGCUCCCUGGAGCGGGCCAUGGACGAGCUGUUACGCCGCGCGGUGCCCCAGACGCCGGCCUACGAGCUGCGGGAGAAGACGCCGGCGCCCGCCGAGGGCCAGUGCGCUGACUUCGUGAGCUUCUACGACGGCCUGGCCGAGGUGGGCCAGCGCGCCGAGCUGCUCGGCCGCCUGGCGCAGGGCUUCGGCGUGGACCACGGCCAGGUGGCCGAGCAGAGCGCCGGCGUGCUCCAGCUGCGCCAGCAGCCUCGCGAACCCGCCGUGCUGCUGCAGGCCGAGGACCGGCUGCGCUACGCGCUGGUGCCGCGCUACCGCGGCCUUUUCCACCACAUCAGCAAGCUGGACGGCGGCGUGCGCUUCCUGGUGCAGCUGCGGGCCGACCUGCUGGAGGCGCAGGCCCUCAAGCUGGUGGAGGGCCCGCACGUCCGGGAGAUGAAUGGGGUGCUGAAAGGCAUGCUCUCCGAAUGGUUUUCUUCAGGCUUCCUGAAUCUGGAACGAGUCACCUGGCAUUCACCAUGUGAGGUGCUUCAGAAAGUCAGUGAGUCUGAGGCAGUGCACCCUGUGAAAAACUGGAUGGAUAUGAAGCGUCGUGUGGGGCCUUACAGGAGAUGUUACUUCUUCUCCCACUGCUCAACCCCUGGGGAGCCCCUGAUCGUUUUACAUGUGGCGCUGACCAAUGACAUUUCCAACAAUAUCCAGGCAAUCGUGAAGGAGUACCCUCCAUCUGAAACAGAGGAGAAGAACAGGAUUACAGCUGCCAUCUUCUAUUCCAUCAGCCUGGCCCAGCAGGGCCUGCAGGGAGUAGAGCUGGGGACCUUCCUCAUAAAGCGAGUCGUCAAGGAGCUGCAGAAGGAGUUUCCUCACCUGGGGGUCUUCUCAAGCCUGUCACCUAUACCUGGAUUCACCAAGUGGCUUUUGGGACUUCUAACCACACAAGCAAAGGAACAGGGGAGGAAUGAACUAUUCACAGACUCAGAGUACAAGGAAAUCACUGAAGUCACAGGCAGCCCUGUUCAUGAGACUCUCAAGGGCUUCCUGAGCAGUGGCGAAUGGAUGAAGUCUGAGAAGCUGGUGCAGGCACUGCAGACACCCCUGAUGAGGCUGUGUGCCUGGUACCUGUAUGGGGAGAAGCACCGAGGCUACGCCCUGAAUCCAGUGGCCAACUUCCAUCUGCAGAAUGGGGCUGUGAUGUGGCGCAUCAACUGGCUGGCAGACAGUAGCUUGAAAGGCCUCACCAGCUCAUGUGGCCUCAUGGUCAAUUACCGCUACUACCUAGAGGAGACAGCCCCCAAUAGCAUCGCCUACCUAGGCUCCAAGAACAUCAAAGCUUCUGAGCAGAUCCUCAGCCUGGUAGCCCAGUUUCAGAAGAAUAGCAAGCUCUGAGCACAUGCCUCCCAAACCCAAGACCCUGCUCAGAAGACGGCCAUGUUCCAGAUGGGCCAGAACUACCUACCACAGGAGCCCUUGGAGGAAGCACAGCUGUGCUGUGUCACCUCCCCACAGCUGGCACUCUGAGGUCAUGACCCAGCUGUCAAGCACUGGCAACGAUACACAUGGUAGAGAUGACAGUACAGGUGCAGCACUGUGGUCCUUCAGAAGCCCCUGCUGCCCUUGGGGCCUGGGAAGCUCUGCCGCAUGGUAUCUAGGGCUGCUCCUUAGACCAGAGCUGAGCCCAGAGGAGAGCACUUCUCUGAGCUUGUAGAGCUAACUCGGUGACAGUUGCUGUCAUCUCCAUAUGGUGCAACAGGAUAUAGGGCUGUGCUGUGAUUUGCCAGCACCAUUCUGAAGCUCAGAAACACACAAGGAGGUUCAAGACUUUGCCCAAAGUGUAGCAGAUCACUGCCCACUGAAGAUGUUACUGCUUGAGCCCCAAGUUGGUUUCUAGACUUUAAAAUUACCACAAUUCAAGUUCAUAAUGAACUGAGUAGUGAAGAACAAGUUUGUUCUGUAAACAUUAAAUGUGAUUAUUUACUGGU